Molecule: messenger RNA, 554 nt
Organism: Dicentrarchus labrax (European seabass)
Lineage: Eukaryota; Metazoa; Chordata; Actinopteri; Moronidae
Gene: h2bk1
Exons: 2
Coding region: 51-401 (116 amino acids)
Cellular component (GO): nucleosome
Molecular function (GO): DNA binding; structural constituent of chromatin; protein heterodimerization activity
Source: RefSeq, a predicted model, not a curated record
UUGACGUAAUAAUAUUGUCAAAAGUUCACACAUUUGACACAAUUUCAAAAAUGACUAAUGAUAUAUCUAAAAAGAAGGGGAAGAAUUCAACUGAGAAAAAGGCGAAAAGAAAGGCUAAAAGAAGAGAGACUUACGCGAUGUACAUCUAUAAAGUUUUGAAACAGGUUCAUCCGGACACGGGGAUUUCAAGCAGAGCCAUGAGCAUCAUGAACUCCUUCGUAAACGAUCUGUUUGAGAGGAUCGCCACAGAAGCGUCCCGGCUGGCUCAGUACAAUAAACGCUCCACCAUCACCAGCAGAGAGGUGCAAACUGCAGUGAGGCUGCUGCUGCCCGGGGAGCUGGCUAAACACGCCGUGUCUGAGGGCACCAAAGCGGUCACAAAGUACACCAGCUCCAAAUGAAGACUUCCACACACAUGUUGUUAUGAGAAGGGGUUUCAAUCGUGUGCAUCAGUGGCACUGUAAGCUGGUUGAUUUCUAUAAAUGCAUAAAAAGCAGAGUUUUUCUCCUCGUUUUCCUUUUUUAUUUUUAUUUUUUUCAUUUCGAGAAAGAAAA